AGGUGGCUUGCCGGUUGAAGUAAACCUGUCGCUUUGGGAACUGUUCACAAUGGUCGACCCGUUUGGCGUCCUCGGCCUGAUUGGCACUAUAGACACUGCAUAUCACUGGGGAACAGAGCUCGUCGCACUCUGCAAAGCGUUUGCAAAUGCCGAAGUGCGACUUCACGAGAGCGUUGUGCGCGUCGAAGCUUGCUGGCUAAAGAUUCAGCUGCAACUCGAAUUCAUACGCAGACUAGAGCCUCAGCUGAGUGAAUGGCAUAAAAACAUUCAGCAACAGGCGCUGGAGAUUCUGCUGCAAAAGCUACACGCCGCAAACACCAAACUCUCCGGCUUGGUUAAGAAAUCUGAUGCUCUACCAGAUGGCGCAGGCGAGAAGGCCAUCAUCGUCGAAGUCAAGCGACUCAAGUACGCAUUUAUGAAGGAUAGACUCGCCGAUACAAUUACCGAUCUGGAGGUUUGGCAGGGUAUUUUUGAUCCCAGCUGGUUUUUGAUGAUGAAGAUUGCCGGACCCGAGGUGGACCAGCAGCUCUACUUCAUGUCGCAACAACAACAACCCAUCUCAACGCACGAGACAAAAGCAGUUAUCCCUACUACACAGCAACUGCGUCGCGCACUUAAACCUAUCGACGACAAUGGUACAAGAAAGACUGUCUUUCUCCUUCCAGGGGGACUCAACACUGAAAGCGUCCAAAGCCUAGCUUACAGCCCAGUCCGCAUAGCUCGUCGAGCUGACAACGGCGAACUCGUGGUGCUUGAUCCCAUCACUUGCAUCUCCAGGGCAAACAUCAACUCUGCACUGCGCGACAUUCGGAACUUUGCAAGGCGGUUGAAGCACACAGACCCUUUCACAUUUGGGCUGCUGGAAUGCAAGGGCAUUUUGAACGAGGACGGCGCAGAUACAAAGCCUGACACAGCUAUACCCCCAACGGGUCUGUCUUUUGUCUUCCGUGUGCCCCCAACGCAUUCGCAUGCGCAGAGCCUUCGUCAUCGACUGCUCAGUGGACCAAGCGGCGAACAUGAUUCUUUAUCAGCACGAUUUGACCUUGCGAGACAGCUUGUCAAUGCAGUCAGUUAUGUGCAUCUGUAUGAGUUUGUGCAUAAGAACAUUCGACCCGAGACAAUACUUAUCCUCAGAAGAGGAGAUUAUGGAUCUGCUAAUACUGGAGGCCACGAGACGACUGUGUUGGUCGGCUUCGACGUUCUCCGCGAUGCCGAGGGUAAAACAAAUCGUCUUGGUGACGAUGAUUGGGAGAAGAACUUAUAUCGCCAUCCACAAAGACAGGGUAAGACGCUGAAGACGGACUAUACUAUGCGGCAUGACAUUUACAGUGUCGGUGUCUGUUUGCUUGAGAUUGGAUUGUGGGGCAGUUUCGUCGAGUACGACAAAGUUGACGACAAAGACCAGUCUUCGUUAGCAACAACGAACUUUCGACCGUCUAGUCUAGGCUCCAAAUUGGCAGCUGAAAGUGAUAGUACGAGCGGACCCGAGUUUCUGAAAUCUCCCGAACGAGUCAAAGACAAAUUGCUACAAUUAGCAAGAGGCACUUUGCGACGCAGCAUGGGCAACAAGUACAGCAAAGUGGUGGAGACUUGCUUGACGUGCCUAGACAAGGACAAUGAAGAUUUUGGAGAUGAUGGAGAGUUUAAGGAUGAAGAUGGGUUUGCCGUAGGGGCUAUGUAUAUUGAGAAAGUUGUGCAAAAGCUAGGCGAGAUAUCUGUCUGA
Trichoderma atroviride IMI 206040 is the source of this 1723-nucleotide messenger RNA. RefSeq lists its product as uncharacterized. Gene Ontology annotation, molecular function: ATP binding; protein kinase activity. NCBI's taxonomy places the organism in Eukaryota, Fungi, Ascomycota, Sordariomycetes, Hypocreales, Hypocreaceae. Gene Ontology annotation, biological process: protein phosphorylation. The record is from RefSeq and is a predicted model, not a curated record.